This is a messenger RNA of Pseudonaja textilis, 3797 nucleotides long. Lineage: Eukaryota; Metazoa; Chordata; Lepidosauria; Squamata; Elapidae. The record is from RefSeq and is a predicted model, not a curated record.
UCCAGGCCACAAAUGAGACAAAUGUCAACAUUCCACAAAUGGCUGAUACCCUCUUUGAAAGAGCGACAAACACUAGUUGGGUUGUUGUCUUCAAAGCCUUAGUUACAACACAUCAUCUAAUGGUUCAUGGCAAUGAGAGAUUUAUUCAGUAUUUGGCAUCUAGAAACACACUAUUCAAUCUCAGCAAUUUUUUGGACAAAAGUGGAUCACACGGAUACGAUAUGUCAACUUUUAUCAGGCGCUACAGUAGAUAUUUGAAUGAGAAAGCAUUUUCAUACAGACAAAUGGCAUUUGAUUUUGCAAGAGUAAAAAAGGGGGCUGAUGGUGUAAUGAGGACAAUGCUCCCGGAAAAACUACUGAAGAGCAUGCCAAUAUUACAGGGACAAAUAGAUGCACUUCUUGAAUUUGAUGUUCAUCCAAAUGAAUUGACAAAUGGGGUCAUAAAUGCUGCAUUUAUGCUUCUGUUCAAAGAUCUCAUCAAGCUUUUUGCUUGUUACAAUGAUGGAGUCAUUAAUUUAUUAGAGAAGUUUUUUGAAAUGAAGAAAGGACAGUGCAAAGAUGCCCUUGAAAUUUAUAAGCGGUUUCUUACUAGGAUGACGAGAGUAUCCGAAUUUCUUAAAGUUGCAGAGCAAGUUGGAAUUGACAAAGGCGAUAUUCCCGAUCUCACGCAAGCUCCCAGUAGUCUUAUGGAGACUCUUGAACAGCAUCUGAAUACUUUGGAAGGAAAGAAACCUGGGAACAAUGAUGGGUCUGGUGCUCCUUCCCCCUUGGGCAAGUCUUCUCCAGCCACAACGGUUACAUCUCCUAAUUCUACCCCAGCAAAAAGUAUUGAUACAUCUCCACCAGUUGAUCUUUUUGCAACAUCUUCAACGACGGCUCCAGUCAGUGCUUCCAAGCCCUCCAGUGAUCUUCUAGAUCUUCAACCAGAUUUCACAUCUGGCUCCGCACAAGCAGCUUCAGCAGCUCCCACGGGUGGAACAACUUCAUGGGGAGACAGUUUGGCUGGAUUUUCCAGUGUUACCUCUGAACCACAGAUUUCAGAUCCAUUUGCACCAGAACCCAUCCUAGCUCCUCCUGCUGCAACUGCUGACACAGCAACUACUCCUGCAACUACCACUGGUGCUGUUCCUCCAGCUGCUGCGGCUGAGGUGGAUCUCUUUGGAGAUGCCUUUGCAGCUUCUCCUGGUGAAGCCCCUACAGCACCUGAAGGGGCAGCAGCACCAGCUACCCCAACCCCUGUAGCAGCAGCUCUUGAUGCAUGCUCAGGAAAUGACCCCUUUGCCCCGUCAGAAGGCAAUGCAGAGGCUGCUCCUGAGCUGGACCUCUUUGCUAUGAAGCCAGCUGAGACCGGCGUUCCUGUAGUUACCCCUACAACUAGUGCACCUACUUCUGCAACCAGUCCUACUCCAGUUGCUGCUGUGGCCCCUCCAGUCCCUGCUACAACUGCUGCUACUACUGCUACUGUCACUACUGCUACUACAUCUGCUACUACCACCUCUAUCACCACCUCUGCUCCUCCUCCUGCUCUAGAUAUCUUUGGUGAUUUGUUUGAAUCCACACCUGCUGAGGCUCCUGCACCACCUAAGUCAGAUGCAGCUCCUAGCAUAGACCUAUUUGGGACAGAUACUUUUUCUUCUUCAAUUACUGGAGCUUCUCCUGGGCCCGAGAAUUCUCUCACUGGUGAUCUCUUAUCAGGCUUUGGAGGUUCUUUUAUUGCUCCUUCUCCAUCACCUUCCCCUAUCACACCAGCUCAGGCUAAUAUAUUGCAGCCCAAUUUUGAAGCAGCAUUUGGAGCAGCCCCUUCUCCGUCCCCUGCUGGCGGUUCCUUUGAUUCCUCAGUGUUUGAUGGCUUAGGUGAUCUUCUUAUGCCCACUACAAUGCAAACUGGUCAGACUUUGUCCUGUGUAGGCACAGCCAUUGCUUCUGCUUCAGCUGCAACCAAACCCAUUGGAAGUGAUCUUGAUUCCUCUCUUGCAAACUUAGUAGGAAAUCUUGGAAUUUCUGGUACCACAACAAAGAAGGGAGACCUUCAGUGGAGUGCGGGAGAGAAGAAGUUAACAGGAGGAGCCAACUGGCAACCAAAAGUAGCACCUGCAACAUGGGCGUCUGGGGUUCCUCCGAGUAGCCCCUUGACAGGAUCUGUGCCUCCAGCAGGUGCUGCCCCCCCUACACCAGGUGCUGCUUCUCCACAAACUGGAUCAGGAUUUGGAAUGCCGCCUCCUGGAGCUGGCGUUGGGAUGAUGCCACAGCAGCCUCUUAUGUAUGGACAACCGAUGAUGAGGCCACCAUUUGGAGCAGCUGCAGGACCUGGUGCACAAGUUUCUCCAAGUCCAACACCUGCCACCCAGAGCCCCAAGAAGCCCCCAACAAAGGACCCAUUAGCAGAUCUUAACAUCAAAGAUUUCUUAUGAGCUAUUUAAGUUUUGUGAAAGGAUAAGUGAAGACGCAAGUUUGGAAUCUGCAAACAAGAAUUUUGUUGCUCAGAAUUUCCAAGUGAGCCACCAGUACCAAACCCAGUGCUUACUCAGACUUCUCUCCUACUUUCAAAACGUGUAGCACAGCUGUGAAAGUGAUCAUAGGAAUGUGUACUAUUUUAGUUGUUAUCCCUUCUCUCUCUCUCUCUCUGUUUGUGUACUUGGGUUAUAAUUUAUGUGUUUCUCAACUUAAACAAUGGAUGUAUGUUUCUGAUGCCUUCUUAGUGCUUUUCUGAACCAAUCCAUUAGGAACAGAUUAUGCAGCUGUUGUGUGGUGAGCCAUUUGGAGCGAUGUGUCUGUGUUUCUGGAGGUCUUAAUGUAAAUAACCUUGGCGACCCUCUAAAUUUUCUCUUCAAAUCCAGUUUCCUUUGCAUAUCUGUUAUACAAAACAAUAUUGUGGUUAUAUCAGGUAGCAAGAAGAACACUGUUGAUCCUUUUUUUAAAAGUGUGUGGAAUGUUUUUUUUUUCCAAGCAAGAUUAUUAUCAAAUUUUUGUGGGGUACAUUUUAAUUUCCUGACAUUUUAUCUACUAAUAUGAAUGAAAUUCAUAUUAAUAAUCUUCUAUCAAGUUACGUGACAAAGGUUGUUAAAAAAAUCCCCCACAUAAAAAUAUUUUAUCAGAUUUCUUUUUAAAAAAGUGUCUUUUAUUUUCAUUAAAACCAUCAUAUUUAUCAUUGUUAUUUAAAAUGCACUGAAAACAAGUAAAGGGUAAGUUUCUUGCCAUAUAAUUCAGAAAAAUCAAACAUAACAAAAACAAACUCCUUUAGGUCUGUCAGGCUACUUUGGCUGCCCACUGUUCCCAGGGGGAAAUCAUGAAUUUUUCUCCCCUUUUGCUUUUAUGUACAUCUGUCGGUUUUGUUCUUUUCUGUACAUAUCUUAGAUUAGUGUUUUUCAUCCCCAUACAGCACUAUGUAUUUUCUGUACUGUUUGUGAUUAGAGGUCACACUGAACCUGAAUUAUGCCCUUUACCGUAAAGAAAAGUGUUCUUUUAUCAUUUUAGUUUGUUCUCUCAUACUGUGUGUGCUGAUGGCUUAGCUUAAGAUUUUUGACUUCUUAAUAAGGUCACUGUUGAUCAGUGUUACAAGUGGCUUGGCAGCUCUUUGUUAAAGCAUAUUAGGAUGGAAAGAUGUUCAUCUAAGUCUUUCAAAUUAAUAUUUAAUCAACAUGUGGUACUAUUUUUAAAAAGUGGUUGUAUAUUGUUGGGAUAACAUACCUUGUAACGACAGAGAGUUAGAGAGAGAAUUUCAAAUGGAUUUGCUUUGUAUUUUGGUUUGAGGAAACCCAAUGCAUGUAUACCCUCUGAGAUGCAAUAAAACACCUUGA